Molecule: messenger RNA, 963 nt
Organism: Saimiri boliviensis boliviensis (Bolivian squirrel monkey)
Lineage: Eukaryota; Metazoa; Chordata; Mammalia; Primates; Cebidae
Source: RefSeq, a predicted model, not a curated record
AUGGCUCUCCCCACGGCUCCCGGCAGCCCUCUCCCCGCGGUCGCCCGAGGGCGAGGACGGCGAAAGAGGCUCGUUUGGACCCCGAGCCAAAGCGAUGCCCUGCGAGCGUCCUUUGAGCGGAACCCGUACCCGGGCAUGGCCACCAGAGAACAGCUGGCCCAGGCCAUCGGCAUUCCGGAGCCCAGGGUCCAGAUCUGGUUUCAGAAUGAGAGAUCGCGCCGCCUCAGGCAGCACCGGCGGGAAUCCAGGCCCUGGCCGGGGCCACGCGGCCCCCAAGAAGGCCGGCGAAAGCGGACCGCCAUCACCCCAGCGCAGAGCGCCGUGCUCCUCCGAGCCUUCGAGCAAGAGCGCUUUCCGGACUUCGCCACCAGGGAGGAACUGGCCAGAGAGACGGGCCUCCCGGAGUCCAGGAUUCAGAUCUGGUUUCAGAAUAGCAGGGCCAGACGUCCAGACCGAGCCGGCGGGGGACCCGCGCCCGCAGGCGGCCUGUGCAACGCGGCCCCCGGCGGGCGCCGCUCUCCUGGCUCCCGGGUCGCCCCCACCCACACCGGGGCGUGGGGGGCGGCGCUUCCCGCACCCCACGUGCCCCUUGCGCCUGGGGCUCUCCCACAGGGCCCCGUCGCGAGCCAGGCAGCAGGGGCCGUGCCCCUGCUCUGGCAAGGGCAGGCCGCACAGGCGGAAGGAAACCUGCGGCCGCUCCCCCACCCUCAUAGAGCCUUGGGGGACCCUCCGCACCCGAGCGGAUGCCAGGAGGAGCGGGACCUGGACAGAACGCCGCCCUGCCGCGGACGCCUGCCCCGUGGGAAGCUUGCGCCCCGCCUCCAGCCGCCCUCCAGGGGCCAAGGGGGUCUGAUCGUGACAACCACCGGGCCCACCAGAAGUCCUUGGUGGGGAUGGGGCCAGGGGGCCCCCCAGCCUGACUGCGAUGAGCUCCUGUCGACCCCAGACUUUGAUCGCAAAUAG